AUGGAGAAACGGGUCAAGGUUGAAGGAGAGCUGUCCGAUCUUGAUCAGACGGGGAGUUGCGCCCAUGGCGAGGCAUCUCCGUGGCAGAGAGACUCCGGCGGCAACGGGCGAGACGAGGCAAACCCGAGCGGCGCUGAGGCGGGGAACCGCAACGAGCACCGCGACGACGACCCCUCGCGCGUCGGCCAGAGCCCGCCAGCCGAUAUCCGCCAAGCUGGGCCAACCCUCGUGAAGGAGGCCGCCGCGCCGCUGUGGAAGGAGUUCGAGGCGCUCGGCAUCCACGUCGGCCGCGCCGAGCCCGUGUUCCCUCCGCGACCAGGGUACGGCGCCGAGGGGACGCCGUGCGUCGUCAGGGCCAACCGCUUCCUCGGCCGCCACGUCGACGAGGGCCUGCACCAGUACGACGUGACCAUUUCGCCGGAGCCGACGCCCAAGGCCGCGUACAGGGAGGUCAUGACGAAGCUGGUGUCCGAGAACCAGCACACGGAGCUCGGCGGCCGCUUCCCCGCGUACGACGACCGCGACUCGCUCUUCACCGCGGGCGCGCUGCCGUUCGACACCAAGGAGUUCGAGGUCACCCUCUCUACAGGCGGCGACAAAAAGUACGUAUAA
Molecule: messenger RNA, 612 nt
Organism: Miscanthus lutarioriparius
Lineage: Eukaryota; Viridiplantae; Streptophyta; Magnoliopsida; Poales; Poaceae
Source: the annotation of a GenBank genome assembly